CCCGGACUUACCAUCAGUCACAAUGCUGACAAAACACUCAAUAGUUUCUGCCAAUGGCAGGCUGUGAUUGGUGGGAAGCGACAUCGACAGCAUGACCAUGCCAUACUCCUGACAGGACUGGACAUCUGUGCUCUUCGAAACGCUCCCUGUAAUACACUAGGAUUUGCACCUGUGAAGGGGAUGUGUAACAGGUUGAGGAGCUGUAGUGUUACGGAGGAUUCCGGACUGGCAACAGCGUUCACCAUCGCUCAUGAAAUCGGACACAAUUUUGGGAUGCUACACGACGGUACGGACAAUAUGUGUCGGCCGCACACUGGAACGAUUAUGUCUCCCACACUCAGCUCCAAGAGUGGCAUAUUUAAAUGGUCCCAAUGCAGUCGUAACUACCUCCAUAGGUUCUUCAAUACAAUCCAGUCAAGUUGUUUAGUCGACGAACCACAGGCGGUGGCUGAGUUAAAGUUCCCGGAUAAACUACCAGGAGAAAUCUUCAACGCAGAUACCCAGU
Mizuhopecten yessoensis (Yesso scallop) is the source of this 505-nucleotide messenger RNA. RefSeq names its product A disintegrin and metalloproteinase with thrombospondin motifs 16-like. Gene Ontology annotation, molecular function: metalloendopeptidase activity. The record is from RefSeq and is a predicted model, not a curated record. Lineage: Eukaryota; Metazoa; Mollusca; Bivalvia; Pectinida; Pectinidae. Gene Ontology annotation, biological process: proteolysis. The annotation marks the transcript as partial. The transcript has 4 exons.